AUGACCACCGCGACCACCACGGCCACUACGGCCACCGCUGUGACAGGCACAACUCCAGCUUCAAACUUGGCUACUGCAGGCAGUACACCAGGAGCUCGAGUCUCGGCGGCUGGGGCGUACAACCCGGGCGACGGGCCGUGGGAGGCCGCGACGCCACAGGCUCCACUGCCGUAUCUCACCGGCUUGGCCACGGUUCCGCCGGUCACCUCGCUCAACUUGACGCUGGAGAGCAAGAACCCGGCGGUACACCCGCUACCGGCCCUCAUGGCUCCUGUCCAUGGCAUCGCCGAGUGGAUCGAGUACUCGCCGGCACGCCGGCGAUGGGCCAUGGUCGUCGUCGUCGCGCUGGUCAUGACUGUUCAGGCUAUUGCCAUUGCGCCGCUGGCUGCCUCGCGAAGCCUUGCUCACCAGCUCGGAACUACUGACGUUGGCCUGGGCAUCGUCCUCGGCUGCUACUUUGCCGGCGCAGCGUUCUCGGCCCCGGCAUGGUGGUGGCUCGCUCACAACGUCUCCCGUAAGGCCGCCAUGCUCGGCGGGCUCGGCCUCCUGGCGAUCGCGUCGUGGGCCGGCCUCGCUGCCACCUCGCUAACUGGCUACUCGCUGGUUCGAGCUGCACAGGGCCUCGCGUCUGGCGGGCUCGCCAUCAUCGACCUUGCCGUCGUCGACGACAUGUUUCCACCGGACGCCUGCCCACGCAAGCACGGCCUUGCCGACAGCGGGAGCCUAGUUGGCCGGUGUGUGGGCCUUGUCGCCGGUGCGGCGCUGGUCUCGCUCCCCCCGGACCAUCGGUACCUGUUUGCGGUGGAGGGCGGAGUGGCGGUGUUGGCGCUCCUGGCCACGGCCGCGCUUGUGCCGGCAACCCGGUCCAAGGCUGUCCACGCGUCGGAGCCGUCACCGUGGUGGCGGCCGUGGGCCGAGCUCACCGCCGAUGGGCCGCGGAUGCUGGUCUGGUCCCUGGCCUUUGCGCUCCCACUUGCCGUCUUUGACACACUCGCCUUUCGCGCCGGCUACAGUCUCACGGUCGACCACGGGUACACGCCGUUGGCCGCGUCAGGCGUGCUUGCCGCGGGCGGCGCGGCGGUUGUUCUCGGACUUGCCCUCUCGCAUCUCGCGACUGCAGCGCUCAUUGCCGCACCGUCAGCCGGUGGGCGCCUCCGGCCGGCGCUUCGGCUCGCUCUGCCACUGGUUGUCAGCUUGAUUGUUCUCCUUCCGCUCUUUGCGGUGCUGUUUGGUCUAGGACGGAGCGCGGCUCCAGUUUGGCUCGCGCUCGCGCUCGCCGCGUUUGGCCUUGUUGUAGGCGGCCUCCGGGUUCCGUCGCUCUCCCUCCAGCUCGUCGGUCUCGACGCAGACGCUGUGUAUGCCUUGGCGUCGAGCGGGACGUCGAUUGUCAACGCACUCACUGCUGUUCUCCUCGCCACGGCACCGUCGGUGGAGGCUGCGCUCGACGGGCCGAACGGUGGACUCCUGCUAGAGCCGGCGGUGCCGUAUGCGGUUGCACUCGGCGUGUGCGGCAUCGGCGCACUGGUCGCGGUCUUCGUCCCAGGCCUCCCCGCGCGGCUGGCCGCGCUCGACGGUCUCGACGACCUGGUCACCAACUCGAGCUCCGACUCGGGCUCACUGGCUCUGUUUGAUGAAUCGGGCUCUGCUUGCGAGUUGCCUGGCCUCGUCGAUGCCAGCAGGGGUGCCGCUGACGCCUCCUUCGACUCGUCCGCUCUCGACAGCGACGACGAGCAGAGCGGCGAGUCAAGCCAGCCACCAACCCCGCCGCCGGCCACCAUCCGCAUUCGCAAGAAGCGUAAGAAACGGCGGCGGCGGACAGAGGCCGAGCGCGAGGCCAUCCUUGCCGCGCGGCGUCAGCGCAAGAUGGAGCGGGCUGCGUCCAAGAUCCGGCACUACCACCACUACCACCGUCGCAAGCACAAGUCCCGCGAGGAGCGCUCGAUCGAGGCUGCCGAGCGCCGCGCCCGCGCCCGCGCUAUCGAACUCCACAAUAAGCGCGAGGCCAAGCGCCGGCGCCUGCUCCGCGAAGGCUCGCGGCGAGCUGCCGCGGAGCUCGGCAAGCCGCGCACACUGCGCCCGCGCAUCUCCGGCUCAGCCGUCUCGGAGAGCGGCAAGCGCAAGGCACGCCGCCGCCGCCGCAGGCACCGCAAGCACGUUCCGCGGGCCAAGGUUGCCGCCGCCAAAGCCGCCGAAGCCGCCCUCGCCGAAGCAACGGCGGCGUCUCAGACGGCGGCGGCCACUGCCGCCCUCGCCCGGACCAACACCGAUCCGGCCGCGGUCUCGCCGCGAACGAGGCUGCGGGCCUACCUACAGCAGUCUCGGCGGGGCUCGGUCUCGGUCGGCAUGCAGCAGCCAUCCGCAAGCUCGCGCUCGCUCCACGACGACCUGUUUGACCUCUCUGAUCCCGGCAGUGGCAGCAUCUCUGCGCCGUGGCAGAAGAAGGCGCUGCGGGCACACCUCCGUGCCCAGGCUGUGGCCCGGGUCUCCAUUCCCGACUCGCUCGCCCUCGGCCCGCGGUUCACCUUUUCAGCUUCGGACGCCGCCGCGCCGGACACCGCCGGCUCUGGCCGAAGCGCUUAG
Thecamonas trahens ATCC 50062 is the source of this 2580-nucleotide messenger RNA. RefSeq lists its product as uncharacterized. Gene Ontology annotation, molecular function: transmembrane transporter activity. NCBI's taxonomy places the organism in Eukaryota, Apusomonadida, Apusomonadidae. The transcript has 2 exons. The record is from RefSeq and is a predicted model, not a curated record. Gene Ontology annotation, biological process: transmembrane transport. Bases 1 to 2580 code for a protein of 859 amino acids.